Molecule: messenger RNA, 924 nt
Organism: Zasmidium cellare ATCC 36951
Lineage: Eukaryota; Fungi; Ascomycota; Dothideomycetes; Mycosphaerellales; Mycosphaerellaceae
Exons: 3
Coding region: 1-924 (307 amino acids)
Source: RefSeq, a predicted model, not a curated record
AUGAGGAUUGCGGUGGCCGGUACUGGCGGCCUUGCUCGUCUGAUCGCCCACUACAUAGACGAGGACACAAGUCACCAUGUCGUCUUCUUGUCGAGAAGCCAACAACCACAGCUUAGCAGUGCUGGCUAUCAGGUCGCGGUAAUCGACUACAGCGAGCCUGAAACGCUGCGCUUUGCAUUACGAGGAAUCGACACAGUCAUAUCGACUGUAACAGGUCCGAAUCAAAUACAGCUGAUACAAGCUGCUGUUGCUGCACGCGUUCGACGGUUUGCUCCAGCAGAAUUUGAAGGUCCUCCUCGACUACGAGCAGCGAACGACCCAUUAGACCGCGGACGGAGCGUCGCCCGCCAGUGGCUCAACCACUAUGCGCAAAACAUACAAUCUACGGCAUUCGUCUGCGGAAUCCUAUAUGAGAGAUUCCAACCAGGAGGAUUGGCUCAAUCGCAGAUAGGGAUGGCCUCUGGUUUCAGCGGCGAGGGAGACUAUAUCAUGAACUGCAGACUCAUGACAGCACAAGCUCCAGCAUACGAUCACAACAACGAGCCGAAUGCAACAAUCUGCAUGACCGCAGCACAAGACGUGGCACGGUUUGUCACGCAGUCGUUGGAUCUGCGGACGUGGCCGUCUGAGCUGCGAAUGCAUGGCCAACGCAUCCAGGUCAAAGAUUUCGUUCUGCAGGUUCAGCGACUGACCGGACGGCCUUUCGACAUACAGUGGCACGGUCCAGUCACCCUCAGGGCCGAAAUGCAAGUCGCCGUGGCCCAGAACGAUAACGCAAGGCAGACACGACUUCGAACCUUGAUGAACACUUGCGAAGGACGAUAUGAUUUCGACCACUCGAACCUCAAUCAAAUGUUUGGCGACAUCCAGCCGAUCGACUUUGACAUGUGGUUCACGGCGAAAUGGAACCCUCAGCAACUGUGA